Molecule: messenger RNA, 1460 nt
Organism: Pistacia vera
Lineage: Eukaryota; Viridiplantae; Streptophyta; Magnoliopsida; Sapindales; Anacardiaceae
Exons: 7
Coding region: 493-1245 (250 amino acids)
Biological process (GO): chromosome segregation
Cellular component (GO): outer kinetochore
Source: RefSeq, a predicted model, not a curated record
AAUUGGAAUGAUCUUUGUGGUUAGUGAUUAUCAUGAGUAGUUUCUUCAUUUUGUCUCUUUUUUUCGUUAAUUUUCAUCAGCUGUUAAAUUGCACAUGAGAAAUGUAGAUGAAGGAUAUAGUUUUGAUUUGGGCUAUAAGGGUAUUCAAUUUUCUUGUGUUUUCUUUCAUUUUCUUAGCAAACAAACAAAAGGGUAUUAUAAAAUUGGGUCAAUCCGGUAACGGUACUGGAGACUGCGGUUUCUUAAUAAAAAAUUGUCAUAUUAGUAGCAUUCAAACCUUAAAGUGGUAAUAAAUUUGAAUAGUAUACUACAUCAUCUUAGUGAAAUAGAAUGUACUUGUCUUAUACAAUAACAUUGUAAUGGCGUCUUGAAAUUACUAGGCUGGUACAAUAGUGCUCCCUGUAUGUAAAGCGUCAAUGUAAAAUUUGUGAAAGAUAUAUGCAAGUUGUAGCACAAAAGUAAGACUUUUAACGAGAUGGGUUAUAAUGUAAUAUGCUCCGUACUCAUGUAUUUAUUUUACUGGUUAGGUGCAAUGAUGUAAUCAUUUCCUUUAAAAUUUUGUUUACUGGAAUUAAUAGUGUUGAGCUUUGUUUGUUGGUGAGUGUGAGCUUAGAAUUCAAGAUUGAUGAUGAAGAUGAGGGUUGCAGUUUGUCGACACCUUUUGGUUUAGACUCAAAGGAUGAGAUGGAGUCAUCAUCACCAAUCUCUUUUUCGCGUUCAGUCAUGAAGAGCUUGGAAGAAGACACUCUGCUUGAUGAAUCAUUGAGUUUAAAGAAUCUUGGGCUGUCAGAUGUUUGUCUUGCCACUUUAGCAUCUGAAGUUGAUAAUGAUAGCACUGAUGACCAAGAUAUGUGUUUCCAAGAACCAAUGAAAUGUUACGGGGACAAACUGCAUGAGAUAAAGGAUCCAAGUCACCAUACUAUGAAGAUGGAAGGGGAACUGAAAGAUGAGCCAAUGUCCUUUGAAGCUACUGGUCCUGUAAUAAAGGUAUCGAAGGAUGACUAUGACAGCAUUCCGUCCUACAUGAAAACCCUAACUUCAUGGGAGGAUCUGCUUGUUGCUGUCGAGAAGAUCAACUCAAAAAUGAGAAAGGAGAAAACAAAAGGAUGUGACUACUUCCAGCAGGACGAAAUUGCAUCUUUGGACCUGGGACACAAAGCCAGAGCUUAUCUACUGCUGCUCACACGUCUAAAUCUUUUACGUGUUGAAACAAUCGAUGGUCGUAUAAGCUACCGAGUUCUGUGAACAGACAUGAUAUUACUAAAUAUAGGUAUAGAUAAUGCGAUCAUAUACCUUAUUCAAGUUUUACUCUCUUAGGUUCAUUAGGAGCUCCGCUUGUUUUCUUUUUGGUUACAGCAUUUUGCUUAUACAACCUUUGCUGCAUAGCAAUUAGAUUUGUAAAACUUCAUUGAUAGGUUUUUUCUUUUUAUAUUGUUUUAUGAUAUUUGUAUUUUUCAUUC